CAUCCUCUCAAAAGAAGAGAAGCAGAAAGAUCAACAUCCUGUUAACACUCGUAACCCCUCUGACCCGCACCGACCUCUACAAACUCAUCAUUAAAAACACAAAUCACCAGCAAACUCCCAGAUCUGAGAGCCGUACAGGCUGCAGUGGGUGGACAGUGAGUGUGUGUGUGUGUGUGUGUGUGUGUUUGUGGUGAUUGAAAGUUUUAGUGACCCAGCCUCCCUCUCAGAUUACAGCCCUAUUUAUAACAUCUCCCACCCCUCCUUCAGUCCCAACCCAAAAACCACUGUUAGGAAGCACCUUUCCCUCUCAGCCGGCCCGCAGUCUGUGCCUGACUGUCAACCGAGCUUUAUCUCUCAUCAUCAUCAUCAUCACCAGUCCAUUUUUAAUCAGAUUUAACUGUUCCUGCAUGGGAUUACCACACAAACACAUGCAUAUGGACACACUUCUUGCGCAUUUUUCCAAGGAGAAGCAAAGGAUUGUUUGGUGUUUCUUAAGUUUUUAAUCUUUGUUUUUUUUUUGGUGUGUGCGAUGGAUCACACUCUUUUCGGCUGUUUGCGCAGCCCUCAUGCUCCUCCACAGGCCCUGCACCCCGCAUUCGCUCUUCACGGACGUCCCGAGCACCUCUCCUCGUACCCGGAUCUCUCCAGCUCCUCUCCUCCAUCCACCUGCAUUGUAAGCGGGUAUCCCGGAGAGGAUGGUGGUCUUUUUGGAGGGCACCAGCGAGGGCUGUCUGUGUCCCAGCAGCAGCAUCAUCAUCACCAUCAUCAUCAUCAUUUGGCGCAGCAGGGCGGAUGGCAUUUACCACAGUCAUCCAGUGCUUCACCAUCUGCUGCAGGCGUUCGUCUGGGAUUGGGCAUCUCAGGCCCUGAUUCGGGCUCUUCAGAUGUGGGUCCCGGAGGCCCCAGUCUCUGUGCAAGCACACCGAGUCUGGGCGCAGGAGUGCCCUCAGGUGCCUCCUGUGUCCCCGGAGGAGAUUUCGGACGGCAUACGAUGUCCCCGGCUGAGGCUGAGAAAAGGAAUAGUAAAAGGAGAAGCGACAGCUCUGAGUCCCAAGAUGGGAAUUACAAAUCGGAUGUGAGCAGCAAGCCAAGGAAAGAGCGCACAGCAUUCACCAAAGAGCAGAUUCGGGAACUGGAGGCCGAAUUCGCCCAUCACAACUAUUUGACCAGAUUGAGGCGUUACGAAAUCGCAGUAAACCUGGAUCUCACGGAAAGGCAGGUGAAAGUGUGGUUUCAGAACAGACGGAUGAAGUGGAAGCGGGUUAAAGGAGGCCAGCAGGGGGCAGUAGCCCGGGAAAAAGAGCUCGUCAAUGUAAAGAAGGGAACGUUGCUUCCUUCCGAGUUUUCAGGCAUUGCUGGACUCCAUACGCCGGACUCACUUCUCAACAACGAAGACAGUCACGACAGCGACCAGAGCUCUGAACAUGCUCACUUAUGAUACUAACAGCGUAUCUGAGGUCAAGAUCAGGUUCAGUACAGACUGAAAGUACAGACUGAAAGUACACGAAUACUGCACAACAGGUGCCAAUGAGGACAGUUCCUGUUGCGCCCCAAAUAGUGACAGUCCUCGCUAAACUUGUAAAACCAAAUCUAUACACGACUGAUAUACUGAUGUGCCUUUGGAUGAUGCAGUCUUUCUGAUACUUACGUGUCAAUUUUACAAUAUAAAGAUGUCUUGCUAGUUUGAUGGAAAUGUUUACACGUUUGAAAAUAUCGUUAAAGGGAAGGUUCACCCAAACCAUUUACUCAUUUACUCACCCUCAAAUGGUUUGAAACCAUCUUGAAAGUUUCUAUUUUGAAGCAACACCCCACUUUAUUUUGAGAAUAGGCUCAUUUUACAACUUCCCUGGAGUUAAAGAGUUGAGUUUUACCAUUUUUGAAUCCAUUCAGCUGGUCUCCGGGUCUAGAAGAAGCACUUUUAGCUUAGCAUAUACAUUGUAUCUGAUUAGACCAUUAGCAUCUCGCUCAAAAAUUUCAAAAAUAAUUUCAAUAAUUUUCCUAUUUAAAGCUUGACUCCUUUAAUAGUUACAUUGUGUGCAAAGACUGAUGCUUUAUUCAGGCUAUGGCUAGGAACUACAGUAUUCUCUCAUUCGGGUGUAAUAAUCAAAGAACUUUGCUGCUGUAGCAGGCACAAUAAUAUUACACUGGUAUUAUUUUUUGGUCCGGCGUAAUAUCAAUAGCCUGCUGCAGCCAUAGUAAGAUGGCAAAGUUCAGAGAUCGGCUUGAAUGCAUGCAAAAAUGCUACAAUUCUACUGUUUAACUCUAGGUGACUUGUAAAAUAACCGUGUUCCUUUAAAGGUGACAUCAGAUACCCAUUUUACAAAAGUUAUGAUUCUUUAAAGUCUUCAUGAAAAUGUAUAACUUUGGUUAAAUUUCUCAAUGGUAGUGUAAAUAAACACUUUUUACAUGGUCAAAAAUGACCUCGGUCCACAGUGACUCGUUUCACUUUGUGGCUCUUUAAAUGCUAAUGAGCUGCUGCUCACCAAACCUUGAGCUUCUUCUGACGUUUGUCUGUAUGAUUGACAAAAUGUGAGAUCACACUGGGCUGUCUCCCUUGUGUAUAAUUUAUAAUUGCUUGACAUUGCAGCCAGCCAUUAUCAUUCAUUCAUCACGUGAAAGACAAAAGCCAAUCAUAUACAGUAAGAGCCAGAAAAAAAUUUGAUUCAUCCAUUUUUCAAGUUCAUUUUGAGUCCUUCGCUCAUCACGUGAAAGACAGAAGCCAAUCAUAUAGACGAAUUAAUUACCAUGUUUGUAAACAUUCAGUAUAUGCAUGCAGCGAGGUGGCAGAAAUAAACCGGGAGCGCUAGCAUUUACAGCGAGGGAAUGACAUCCGAUGCGGUACAGAGUUUGUUGUUGUCUUAGAAAUAAGUUAUAUUGAUUACAUAUUAUUUAUAUUAUUAACAUUAUGCUGUCAGCGUAUUAUAACAGCGUGUCACCCAGUGAUAAGCACAGUGAUUCGGCAAAAUUACCGUUAAAGUGAGCGGCGUUCAUCUGACAGGUCCAUUUGUGAUAGCACCCUCUUAAUGGAUAUUGGACACGACGAAAUAACCAAGCAUCCAGCCCCCAAUUAUACAAUCUCAAUAAAGCUCCAAGUGUUUUAACAAGAGAGAAGUUAAAGGCCUACAGGUCUUUAGAUGCCAACAAUGUUGUCUGUGUGGUCUUGUGCAAGAAAUAAUGCUCCAUGAUUACCAGAUUCAACACUAUGUAGAGCUAAAAACCGAGAUUCUGCUUAGCCAAAGACAAGUAAAGAAGACAGAACUGUACAAGGUCUGGGUAAUUAAACAUCAACAAGCAAAACGACUGCAUUCUGACAGAGAACUGCACCUUUAUGGCAGGGUAUGUGAACUUAUACAUUAAGGUAAAGUUGGUUUUAUAUUCGCACAUUGCUUUCUCCUUAAUAAUUCAUAAAAGUACUAUUUGCAAAUUCUGAAUAGCAAAAUCAUAUUAGCAGCCAAUGACCAUCAACGUACAACAUUGUUCACAGUCAAAUAAACAGUGUUAAUGUUGUUUUUAUGUCACACUUGCAGGUUAUUUCAGACCGAAUAUUCAAAGUGCCAUGGUAGACAAUAUAGGGAGUAUAUUUAAUGGAGCUUCUGCGUUAGCCUGUCGAUUCUGACAGGCGUGUGCGAGUAAACGGCUUUUUGUCUCAUUUUACACUAAAUGAAUGCCAAAGUCUAUUUAACUGAUUGUAUUGUAAUUACAUUGAAACAUCUGUAAAAAGAAUCAUAUAACAUGGAAAAUACCUCACAAUAACAGGUCAUCGGAAGUUUAUCAGUAUGGGAACAACACUAGCUCUGCAUAUACCCUAUUCGUACAAAUUCAUAUUACAAAUUCAGUUUAGACGUAGCCGCCUUUCCACUUCACACGGCAUUCGGUAACUUAUUUUGGAAUACGCCCCCUUGUGGCAGUCGCACAGAAUUUUCAGUUUUGUUGUGCACCAUGGAAGAGAAGCUGGAUUCUCGCUGUGUCCGAAAUAAAGAAGUGCAAAAGCAAGAGCCAAUAUUACCUGUCCGUUCACCAUAAAUGAAUAUCAGAAACUCAUAGACUGCUAAACAUUCUGGAGGGAAUGUGGAGACAACUUUAAAAAAACUAGUAUUUUUUAUUACUCAUUUAUGAACAGAAAUGUUUUUAUUUUUAAACAUUUUUUCUGAUUGAAAAUAUAAUGAAAAACUACUAUUUCUCAUCUCGUGCACACGGAUGUGCUUGCACAACACUGGAAUACAUCCCAUCCGGUCAACUGGUCACGUGCAGUCUAGUCGCAGAAGUUAUUUUAAUGGAUCAGCAGCUCAAAUCGGAUCUGAAUUUUCUGCAUACGGAGAUGACGGAACUCCGGGCAGCUCCUGGACUACUCUCCAUUGGAAAUGAAUGACUUCUGGUCACUUGUUGUCGGUUGCCGUUUGUCGUGUGCAGUGGAAAGGUGGCUUAAGAUGUAUGAAAAUGUAGGAUUUAUAAAAGGAGGCAUGGCACCAAACCCCAACUCCAUCCGUCAUUGCAAAUUGUACAAAUUAAAUGUACAAAUUUCCAAAUAGCGAUGGGAAAACCAUCACGAAAUUCAAGAAGGUCAGUUAUGAACAUAAAUACACUCAAGACAGUUUAUAAAAACAAGUUUCAUGUCUGGUUUUCAACUUGUCUUAGGUGAAAGACACAACAGAAAGCUAGUUAAACACAAUUUUUUCCGAUGUCACCUUUAAAGCAUUUUGGAUACUGGUCGCCCGUUGGUAGAACUCUCCCUUUAAAUGCAUUAGAGGUGCUGUAAAAUCUGACAUGUCAGCAAAACCAUUUUUUUUCUAGGGUCUAGGGCUUCUGGUCAGGUCUGGGUAUUUCCUGCAUGCAAUUCCAUAAAAUAGUCACUCGCAGCACCUUUAAAGUAGUAUUUUUCUGCUCUUUUACUUGAAAAUAAAAUGUAGCAGUCCUUAAAAAACAGAAAACGAUUGGUCAAAUCUGGCCUAGUGACAUUCCAUUGGAUUGAAAAGGUGUAUGUUUUAGUUUUGCACUGAUUGUGCCUUUAUUGAUGCUUUAUGUUUUUGUACAAUUUCGAUUUGUGAUCAUAAUGAUGAUCAAUCAAGAGUGCGGGGGAGUCAAACGUUAUGUCAUGUACAUAUAAAUCUUGACAGCUGUAUCAUGUGCACACAAUAACACAUGCUUCAACAAUAAACUUUCAUAUGUUGCCUAGUAUGAUCUGCAACAAAGUUCA
Molecule: messenger RNA, 5194 nt
Organism: Danio aesculapii
Lineage: Eukaryota; Metazoa; Chordata; Actinopteri; Cypriniformes; Danionidae
Gene: meox2a
Product: mesenchyme homeobox 2a
Exons: 3
Coding region: 530-1438 (302 amino acids)
Biological process (GO): positive regulation of transcription by RNA polymerase II
Cellular component (GO): nucleus
Molecular function (GO): RNA polymerase II cis-regulatory region sequence-specific DNA binding; DNA-binding transcription factor activity, RNA polymerase II-specific
Source: RefSeq, a predicted model, not a curated record